AUGGCUAGCGCCUCAUGCGAUUUCCUUACGACGCUGGCGCCUAACGCGCUGCCGCCUAACUCGCUGGCGCCAAACGCACUGGCAUCUAAUGCGCUGGCACCUAACGCGCUGGCACCUAACAAGCUGGUGCCUAACGCGCUGUCAUCUAACGCGCUGGCGCCAAACGCGCUGGCGCCUAACGCGCUAGCGCCUAACUCGCUGGCGCCUAACGCGCUGGUGCCUAAGCCACUGGCGCCUAACGCGCUGGUGCCUAAGGAGAUGGCACCUAACGCGCUGGCGCCUAACGCGCUGGCGCCUAACUCGCUGGCGCCUAACUCGCUGGCGCCUAACUCGCUGGCGCCUAACGCGCUAGCGCCUAACUCGGUGGCACCAAACUCACUGGCGCCUAACGCGCUGGCGCCUAACAUGCUGGCUCCUACCUCGCUGGAUCCUCACGCGCUGGCGCCUAACGCGCUGGCGCCUAAAGCGCUGGCGCCUAACGCGCUGGCGCCUAACUCGCUGGCUCCUAACGCGCUGGCGCCUAACGCUCUGGCUCCUAACUCGCUGGUGCCUAACACGCUGGCGCCUAACGCGUUGGCGCCUAACACGCUGGCGCCUUGCUGCGAUUAG
Molecule: messenger RNA, 609 nt
Organism: Closterium sp. Naga37s-1
Lineage: Eukaryota; Viridiplantae; Streptophyta; Zygnematophyceae; Desmidiales; Closteriaceae
Source: the annotation of a GenBank genome assembly